AUGGCAGAGUCGUCCAGACCACAGCCUAACAUCAUUGACUUGGGUAGCGACUGUAGCAUCAGCGACAGCCAUUCCAGCAUCAGCGACGACCAGUCCAGCGACGACUCCAGUAGUGACAUUAAGUUCCAAGCCGGCGAAAUCGAAAGCAGCUCCUAUGUCGACGACUUCGUAAUCUCGCUUUGCACCACCCUGGAUUGGUUCUGUCGUGACGAUGUUGGCACCUUUGCGCAUUCAGCGCCGAUCGGCGAUGAGGUGUUCAAAGACCCGCAGAUUCACAUCGAUGGCAUCGGUAGGAUUCCCAUGCCCCUUAGUAUCGAACAUGCGGAGAAGAUUGUCGCGCUCUCCGAGAAGGGAACACUGAAGCCGAAUGCUUUUCGUUUCGAGAAUCCAUUGUGGGAACAGCGCGUGCUGCACCGCCUCGUAGAUGAGGCCGUCAAAGAGUUGAGAAUUGGUGGCAAACCGGAUGCGAUCGGAGCCCAACUGCGAGAGAUGCAGCUGUGUAACAAGGAUACAGGUGUCGACGUGCCGUCCAUGAACGAGGCACUCCUUGGCGCAGUUGGAACUCUCGUUGUCUGCCUGCCCUCGCCGCACCAAGGAGGUGAUGUGCAUGUGAAGCUAGCCUCGGCUGAGGAGAAACUCACAAGCUCGGGGCAGCGGCCGUCUUUCAUGUGCUGGUAUCGUGAUAUCGAACCCGAGAUAAAAGCAAUUUCAUCCGGAUACCGUUGGACAUUGGUGUACGAUAUCAAGAACUUUGAACAACCAGACAUUUACUCAAGUUCGAUGUUGUCCGCACAAACGAGCAAACUCCACGCGAAUUUCGAGACCUGGAAGCAUCCCGCUUACGAUUUAGCACCCCGAUACGUCUACGUGCUAAAGAACGACUACAAGAAUCAGCUGAGCUUGGAUGCACUCUUAGGUGGAGACCUAAAUUUGGCCCGCACAUUGAAAGGGAUUGGUCAGAAAUUGGAUUUCGACAUCUUUCUGGCAACUAUUGAAAAGAGACGACACGGACAUGUCAAGUUUGUCGAUUAUGAUUACGACGACGACUGGGCAAGCGAAAACCCUGACGAGAUCCACGACAUGAAGGAGAUACUUGAGGAAGAAAUCUCCCUGGUUUCAGUUUUCGACCUGAGUGGGCGACUUCUCGUGGAAGAUGUCGACAUCGAAGAGGAAGAGGUUCUGCAGGGGCACUGGGAAGACGAUGACGCAGCAUCAGAGACGGACCUGGAAGACAGCAGCGACCAUGCUUGCGCGACGCAUAAAUUUCGAGGGACCGCACUUGUGAUGAUGUCGCACGAUGAGGCCAGAGAGUUCCUUGCACAUGAAAGAUGCUCAACAGCUGUCAUGUUUGACCAUCUGCGCGAACAGCAAGUAGAUGAUGCGGACGACACGAAAGCUAUCUCAGCUUUCAAGGACUUUCUUCUUCGCAGGUCAGCCGACAUGGUACUCUACGGUGAUGAUCUUGGCGAGCUUGAGUCCAUCAUCCAAGCAUGCAUAUCCCUAAAGGACACUGAACUCUUUAAUUCUGUUGCACUGCCACUCAAAAAGCCGUUGUCGUCCCAAGGACUUUCUGACUUGUCUUCCUGGAUAUGGGAAUCCGGAUUUCAGUGUUUUGAGGCAGGGCUCGAGAAGUUGACCCCCGACAAAGCCGUGUUCGAAACUCAUGACUUUCUUCAGGCUCUUCUAGGCCGUCGGUCUUCCGAACGACCGCAGCUAGGCCCUGGAGCGGAAUCCGGCUUCUUUGAUUUUGUUGAGCGAAAAACCCAUGAGGUGUUGGGGAAGGUCUCUCAGCUCUACUUGAAGGAUGUAACAGCAUUGGUCGAUAUGUUGAAGACCACUCGCCGUUUUGAGCAAACUGCUCAAAAUGUCAUUGCACGGGCGUUGGAGCUUAAUCUGGAAGACGACGUCGCUCCCAUCAUUCAGCAGCUUCUGGCCGAGUGCAAUCACCCCAAUCGUGGCGUUGCCAAUCACGCCAAUCCUUGCAUGGCCGACCGCGAGGCAGGACGCAUGCUCCUGCCUUUUAUGAAGUUCCUCGCUCAGAAAAUUAAAGGUGAUGGAUUGAAGACCCUCGCCGCAUUCCCAAAGAUUCGGGAGCUCUACCGAGACUUCGUCACGUUCUACUUCAACCGCGCCGUCGGCAAAGAGCCAAUUUUUGAUUGGUCGCGCACCCCUGCCCCAUCUGCUCCGGGAGAUAAUCGUCAGAACCAUCUCUUCAUCACGGAUCGUGGACAUCUCAAUGUAUUUCUGCAGGACCCGAAUUACAUUGAAGGUCGCUUUCCACUGCCAGGGUACCGCCAGAAGAAGCUGAUUAAUUCCGUGCCCCAAGCAGCUGGUUGCACAUGCAGCAUGGCCACAGGAAGCCUCGUUGUCCGGAAGGGGAAAUGGGCGUGGGAGGCGGCACGAAAGAGGUGGGUGGAAGAUUGCAAGGAAUUCGUUUUGGAAGUAAAGAAGCUCGGCAAUGUCAUUGACCUGGAGGCUGUCCUGGGGGAGACUUAUGGAAACGUGGUCUUGCACUCGGAGCAGAGGGCGAUGGAGGAACCUGUAGUGUCCAGUGCGCUGGUGGCCAGGACAAAGCGCAAGGCUGGAGAAAACAUGGUGAAUACGGACGAGAGCAGGGAAGCGGUGAGACGGAAGGUGGAUGAAACUAAUGUAUUGGACUUGACGGACGAUUAA
Lasiodiplodia theobromae is the source of this 2673-nucleotide messenger RNA. RefSeq names its product 2OG-Fe oxygenase. NCBI's taxonomy places the organism in Eukaryota, Fungi, Ascomycota, Dothideomycetes, Botryosphaeriales, Botryosphaeriaceae. The record is from RefSeq and is a predicted model, not a curated record. The coding region runs from base 1 to 2673 and encodes 890 amino acids. The transcript has 7 exons.